AUGAAGCAGAUUGUGAACAAGAACUUGAUAACGCUAAAAUGCGUGCUCUUUUGCUUCUUAGCAGGAAUAGGGUGUAUAUAUCCGUUCCUCCCCCUACACAUGUUGUCGAUAGGGUUGGACAGAGGGGAAGCACGUUUGAUAUCUGCGGUAACGCCAUGCAUAGCGCUAUUGGGACCAGCUGUUUUGGGCCCACUUAUUGAUAAAUUGUCUGUAGGCCGAGGUUCAACCGGAGGGAGUACGGGUCCAAGCGGAUCUGGAAAGCUUCUAAGAAUUAUCACGGCACUGUGCCUUAUUCUAAGUGCCUUGUUUUAUUCUCUGCUCCUCGCUGUCCCGUAUACUGAGAGACAUGAGGCAAGAAGACCACAAGUUCUCUUUAUGUGCGACGCAGAUGGUGGUUACGUAAUGCAGGAAGUCUGUACCGAGGGAAUGAGAUGUAACCGAUGGGAUGGUCAGAAGUCGGGUGUGCUAGCAGUAGGAGCUUGCGAGUAUGGAUGUGCAGAUGAGAACAUGACGUGGGUGAUGCAGCCAUUCACAACCACCUCCACUACGACCACGCUCAGUCCAUUGUACAACAGUGUCGCUAACUUUACUACUCCCACUCCGUUGCCAACUGAAGAGCCCGAAGACGACGCAGACUUUGAGAUAAAUCCUCCGCACUUAUGUUACAAUGGACGUUGCCUAGUGUAUAUGCAACAUGCGAAUAGAUUACGAGUCCCUCUCUCGCUCCUUGCGCCCGAACUCCCAGAAGACAACUCUACUGAUGAAAAUAAUUGGUGUACUUAUCGAACUGCUGGCCCAUCAAAAUGCAUAGUGCCCGCUGACCGCUUAGAAGACAUUAAUCCUGAUGGUGGAGAAUGUAAACCAGCUGUACGUUGCCAAGUCUUAGACCCAUAUGAUGAGCCAGAUGGAGUUCUGGCGAACGCCGAGUGCAGACUGGUUAUUGGUGACCCCUCCUAUACUUUUUGGAGCUAUUUUAUCAUCAGACUUUUCGCCGACAUAUGGCCUACGGCUGCCCUGGCGUUGUUAGGAGCAGCAUGCGUUAUUGCUACCAGAGAGACGUCAUUGGGAAGAGGCGAUGUUGGACGACAGUUGGCAUUUGGUACUUUAGGUCUGGCGAUUUUCCCUCCCCUCGCUGGUUUAGCGGCCUCAGUAAUGCCUGAAACUCCAUAUUUAGUACCUUUCCUACUUCACGCUUUGUUUAUGUUAAUUGGAGCUCUAAUACUUAUCGUGGACAGCCACAUGCCAUUAUCGACACCAGAAUGGUGGUGGCACACAGCUACAGGAGUGCUAGCGAUGCCUAUGAAUGCGGUCAGACGAUAUGACGCAGAAACAGCUGCAAUAUUCGCAGUGGUUGCCUUACUGGGAACACUCUGGAGUGGUAUAGAUGCAUAUUUGCCCUGGACCGUCUUAGAGCUCAACGGUACCACCGUAUCAGCCGGCCUGACAAUGACAGCUGGUGCUCUACCUGCCAUACCAGCGCUCUGGUGGGCAGAAGCUCUAGUGGAUUAUAUUGGACAUUCAAAUGUAUUUAUUGCCGCUUUUACAUUCUACUGUCUACGUUAUACUGCUCUAGCAUACAGCACAACUUAUACAUGGGUUGUGGUCAGUGAGCUGCUGGAAGUCUUCACUCUGAGCCUAGUGUGGGUCACAGCGGUGCUGUACUUCAGACAUUUGAUACCCAGGAAAUAUACAACUUCAGGACAAGCUUUGCCAGUCAUCGCUCAUUUUUGUUUAGGUCGAUUUAUCGGAGCCAUUAUAGGUGGAAUGGUAACGUUAGAGGAAACCCUAGAGUCUAGCCGUAACAUCUACCGAGCUCUAGGCGUUUUGGCUUUGCUCUGCGCUGCAGUAUACCUUGCUCUCUACCACUUGUUACUUGCGCCACGCUGUGCCUCACCGGCGGCGCCACCACCUACUCACUUAUUACAAGGUUUGAACUCCAACGGUGCAUCGAAUGGCACUUACUCGCCGAUGAGGGUGUACCACGAAGAACGUUCAAGAAAGGGGCAUUUCCGCUAUUAA
Leptosia nina is the source of this 2019-nucleotide messenger RNA. The record is from the annotation of a GenBank genome assembly. Lineage: Eukaryota; Metazoa; Arthropoda; Insecta; Lepidoptera; Pieridae.